This is a messenger RNA of Saprolegnia parasitica CBS 223.65, 511 nucleotides long. RefSeq lists its product as hypothetical. Lineage: Eukaryota; Oomycota; Saprolegniomycetes; Saprolegniales; Saprolegniaceae. The transcript is spliced from 2 exons. Bases 50 to 448 code for a protein of 132 amino acids. The record is from RefSeq and is a predicted model, not a curated record.
UAUAAAUACCACGCUGUGCUCAUCGACAGAAGGGUGCGUUUCAUGUACCAUGCCGCCCAAGAAGAAGGUCGUGCGCGUCGCCUUGUGCCUCAAGGGCUGUGGCGAUGUUGGGAUCGCCGAGCUUGGUGAUGUGUGCAUGGACUGCCAUACACAGGCAGCCAUCCUGCGAGAUCAACGAGCCCCCGAGCCAAUUCCAAGUACCUUACAGGUGGAUUCGGUGCCCAUAUCGCCGUCAGCCAAGCAACUGUGGCAGGCCUUUCAGACGCUGCCUCGCGAGGCCGACGCACCAAGAAGCGUUCAAGGCGAGAUCGACCAGUUCACGACCGACGCAGCGGCCAUCCACGCCCGUCAAUUACAGCUGCAGCAGUAUAUGGCCGCAUCGAGCGCCGGCGAUGAAGUCGACAAGGCCGUUUGGCGCCAAGCACAAGGCAUCGAACCAUCGACUUGAAUCACGCAACUUGAGAUAGCCGUGAACUUCGGGGGCCUUCAUUAUGCAGGCAUGAUACCGGUA